UUCGCCUGCACCUUAUCCCGCGGACCGGGGGGCGCCGCCGCCGGCGCGUCGGAUUAGGAACCGAGUCGUGCGGGCGCCGCCGAGAACAGAUGGAGGCUGGUCUACGGUUGCGCGCACUCAGCCACUACCGCGGCGGCUUCUACCGCGGUGGGUUCGCUGCCGCGCGUAGCAGCCGACUCCGUCGCCCGAGCGGCGCGGGGGCGGCCUCGUCCUCCUCCCCGGCCUUCUGCUCCCUUGCUGCCAGUGGCAAUGGCGCGGCGGUCGGCCCCGUGGGAAGUGGCGUGGAGGUCGAGCGGGCUAAGAGGAUGCUUCAUGUCGUGCUGGUUUCGCCUCUGAUUCCAGGAAAUACAGGGUCAAUUGCGAGAACUUGUGCAGCAUCGGCAGUUGGCUUGCAUCUUGUUGGGCCAUUAGGUUAUAAGGUAGAUGACACGAAAUUGAAGCGUGCCGGAUUGGAUUAUUGGCCAUAUGUUGUUGUCAAGAUUCAUGACUCCUGGGACGACUUCCGUGAUUAUUUCAUGAAGCAGGAAGGAGAAAAAAGGUUGUUGGCAUUUACCAAAAGAGGCACAAACAUUCAUUCAGAUUUCUCAUAUAAGCCAGGGGACUGGCUAGUAUUUGGCUCUGAAACAAAAGGGUUACCUGAGCCUGCCCUUGAGGAUUGCUGUAGAGAAGGCAUUGGUGGUGGAACAGUCCGAAUUCCCAUGGUGGAAACCUAUGUUCGGUGCCUGAAUCUCUCGGUCAGCGUCGGAAUAGCGCUGUAUGAAGCAGCCAGACAGCUGAACUACGAACAGCUUCAGUACCAGCCUGAGCUCCCAGAGGAAGCACAAGGACGAUUCCCAGCAGAGGAUAUUUAUGCAUGAAAAACAUCUAACGGAGGAGUGAGGAAAUUCGAUGAUGCAUUCAUAGAGUUGAAACACUAUUUGCUUCCACUGAACGCCCCCAAACUUUUUCUACUAUUUGCUGUGACACAUGAACCUAUGAUUGAGCUGGAGGACCACAAUGAAUUCUGUUACAAAUUCUUUUCCAAACCGAAUCGUUGUCGUGGUGUUCUUCACAUGCCCAUUCAAAAUAUGCACUGGACUUGCUGGUGCGAUCAAAGCAUCGUGUUAGUUUUUCUUA
Molecule: messenger RNA, 1116 nt
Organism: Phragmites australis (common reed)
Lineage: Eukaryota; Viridiplantae; Streptophyta; Magnoliopsida; Poales; Poaceae
Exons: 7
Coding region: 90-857 (255 amino acids)
Biological process (GO): wobble position cytosine ribose methylation; wobble position uridine ribose methylation
Molecular function (GO): RNA methyltransferase activity; RNA binding
Source: RefSeq, a predicted model, not a curated record